AUGACGUGGAAAUGGUUUUCGUGCGUUGGCGAAAUUGGACGAAGGAGUGGUUCGCAGAAGCAUCGCCAAGGUGUGGGAUCUUUGUGCUGGAAAGUUGGCGUUCGAACAGCUGGAAUCAUAGUGUUCGUAGUGGAAUUGCGAUCUCGGUGGAAGCAGAGGGUUGUCAGACUUUCGUGUGACCCUGACCGUUGGAGCUAUUUUGAGGUUGUGAGUAUUUUGAGGGAGAUGGGGUAUAUGGGAGAGAAUGAACUAUGGUAUUGUGUGGGAGGUGGUUCUGUAUUGGAGGAUAGGUUGGAGAUUUUGUGUGAUGAUCGUGGGGCCAUGAAUAUGGUUACCUUAGCUAGGCUAAAUGGUGAGGUUCAUCUGUUUGUCAUGCAUAAGAUGUGUGAACCAGAAAUUAUAGAGAUGUUGGAAUACUUUUCCCAUGAUGGAGAUGGUGUUGAAGGUGGUGGGAAUGACAUCAAUAUGGUGGACAUUAUGAGUGAGAAGGAGAUUGCAGAUGGUGUGCCUGAACCUGAGAGUGUGCAUGAAGGUGAGGGAGAUAGAGGAGGUGAGACUGUGCGUGAAGGUGACUUAGAUAAAGGAGUUCAAAGUGUGCAUGAAGUUGAGAGUGUGCAUGAAGGUGAGAGAGAUAAAGGAGUUGAGAGUUUGCAUGAAGGUGACUUGAAUAAGGGAGAUAAGAGUGUGUACGAAGAACAUGAUAAUGGGGAAGAUGAAGUAGUUGAAGUUAAUGAUGCCGAGGGACAUGAUGGUGGUCAGUCAGGUAAAGAAGUUGAUGUUGAGAAGGAAGUUGAAGCAAACUUAGAUGAGGGCGUUGAAAGUUGGAAUGAUUCUGGUCCUAAUGAUAGCAGUGACGACAGCCAGGUUGGUACUGCAGGUUUAGUUGAUAUCAAUGUUGAAGGUGAUGUGGAAGAUGAACAUGAAGAAUUGGUGGGUAACAUAGAAGUUGAAGUUGGAGGUAUAGGAGAAGACUUUGGUGGCCCAAGUAGGAAUUGGAGGACAAUUGAUACAGCAGACAUGGAUAGUAGUGAGGGAAAUGAAUACACUGAGGAAGAUGAAGGUGAUAGUGAAGAAAGGGAGGGCUAUGGAAGAUUUCGAACCUUUGUAAUGCCAAAACGCAUGAGAGAAUAUCAAUGGGAGGUAGGUACGUAUUUUAGUGAGAAGGGGGAUUUUGUUGAAGCCAUAAGAAGCUACGCAUUGGAAAAUAGUAGAAGUCUUAAAAUAGUUAAAAAUGACAGGAGGAGGGUGCGAGUGAAGUGUCUGGGUGCUAAGGCAAAAUGUCCAUGGCUUGCUUACUGUGGUUAUAUGCAAGCAGUUAAGUCUUGGCAGUUGAGGAAAAUAGUUGAUACCCACACUUGCAGUAGAGAAUUUAACCUUCGUUUGAUCAAUGCUAAAUGGUUAAGUAAAAAAGUUGAGAAAACAGUUAGACAAAAUCCCAGGACAAAGGAAGUUGAGAUUCGAGAUGAAGUGAGUAGAAAGUGGAACAUUGGGAUUUCCAGAGGUAUGGCUUACAGGGCAAGGGCAUUAGCAACAGAAAGUGUUGAGGGAUCCUUUAAAGACCAAUAUAAGAGGUUGUAUGAUUACGCACAUGAGCUGCUGAAAACAAAUCCUGGAUCAACUGUCAAACUGAAGGUUAAGGAGAAUGAAGGUGAACCCAUUUUUGAGAGGUUUUAUACAUGUUUCAAGGCAUGUAAGGACAACUUCAUGUCUUGCAGGCCUAUUAUAGGAUUAGAUGGUUGUUUUUUGAAGGGGAAAUACGGAGGAGAGUUGUUAACAGCUAUAGGUAGAGAUGGGAAUGACCAGAUCCUGCCCAUUGCUUAUGCUGUCGUUGAGGUGGAGAAUAAGGACUCCUGGACUUGGUUUUUAGACCUAUUGAUUGAAGAUCUAGGUGGAAAACAACUAUGUGGAGGGUGCACAUUCAUAUCAUACCAACAAAAGGGUCUGUUACCAGCUAUUCAAGAUCUACUUCCUGGUGUGGAUCAAAGAUUUUGCGUGAGGCAUUUGUAUGCCGAUUUCAGGAAGAGAUUUCCUGGUAAGAACCUGAAACGACUAAUGUGGAGCGCUGCAUCUGCAACACAUCCAGAGGCUUGGGAGCAAGAAAUGAGGAAAAUUAAAGAAAUCAAUGUUGAGGCAUUCAAAUACUUGAUUGCAAUUCCGCCAAGAUAUUGGUCACGUUCUCGAUUCACUCCUAGUGCCCAAUCUGAUACAAUAGUCAACAACAUGUUAAAGGCUUUUAAUAGUGUCCUGGUCACUACAAGGACUAAGCCAAUAAUCAAAAUGCUGGAAGAAAUCAGAAUUUACCUGAUGAAUAGAUGGGCAGCCAACAGAGAAAAGUGUCAAAGAUAUAAACGUGCAAUCUGUCCUAAGAUUUAUAGCAGCUGGUCAGCAGACAAAAUCUUUGAGGUCAGACAUGUCUCACAAAUUGGGGACAAGUUUGUGGUCAACAUAGACGAGGCAUCAUGCACAUGUCAAAAAUGGAGCAUAAGUGGGAUUUCGUGCUGCCAUGCUCUUUCUACAAUGAAGUUCUUAGGGAUUAAUGGACAAGACUUCAUCUCUACUUGGUUUAGGAAGAGCACCUACGAGGAAACUUAUUCCUCAAUCAUAUUCCCCAUCAAUGGUCAGAAUGCAACUUGGUCACAACAAAAGCAAGUGCUCCCAAUAUAA
Molecule: messenger RNA, 2664 nt
Organism: Vigna unguiculata (cowpea)
Lineage: Eukaryota; Viridiplantae; Streptophyta; Magnoliopsida; Fabales; Fabaceae
Molecular function (GO): zinc ion binding
Source: RefSeq, a predicted model, not a curated record